Messenger RNA from Pyricularia pennisetigena, 258 nucleotides. RefSeq lists its product as uncharacterized. The record is from RefSeq and is a predicted model, not a curated record. The coding region runs from base 1 to 258 and encodes 85 amino acids. The transcript has a single exon. Lineage: Eukaryota; Fungi; Ascomycota; Sordariomycetes; Magnaporthales; Pyriculariaceae.
AUGCAUUUUUCGACAAUUUUCAUCCCUUUAACCUUAGCUGCUCUAAAAGUAAGCGCUGGGCCAGCUAAAUAUUGCGUCUAUUACGCCGGCUGCCUUCCCGCGACACGUAUCCUGCUUGGGCACGUUGAAAUCGGCACUACAGCAACUUUUAUAGCCGGUGGGUAUGAAUACGAAGUUCAAGCGAAAGACCAGAGAUGCGAAGUUAUUCUCACCAAUGGCAGGCCAGCACCGGCCUGGCUUGUUGCCGAACCUCAAUAG